Messenger RNA from Trichoderma reesei QM6a, 2106 nucleotides. RefSeq lists its product as uncharacterized. The transcript has 5 exons. Gene Ontology annotation, biological process: chloride transmembrane transport. Gene Ontology annotation, cellular component: cortical endoplasmic reticulum. Lineage: Eukaryota; Fungi; Ascomycota; Sordariomycetes; Hypocreales; Hypocreaceae. Gene Ontology annotation, molecular function: chloride channel activity. The record is from RefSeq and is a predicted model, not a curated record. The annotation marks the transcript as partial.
AUUGUUCUGUACUCCAUCGCUUACACACCUCUAGAGAAAGCCAAAGCAGAGGCUGCCUUUGUCCAGCUCAUUGAAGCCCUCACAAACAUCGGCCUCACUACGGCCGUUCGCAACGGCGAAAAGGACUCUCUCCUCGUCUUCACCAGGCUUGCCUCCAACGACCUUUUGGCCCAGCAGGCCUACAGCUCUCGCCUCCAGGACUGGCUGCAGGGCGUUCGCAUCUCCGGUCCAGGCAACGACAUUGCAAAGGCAAUUCAGGACGAACCCGUGACUGAAGCCGAGAGACUCCGGCUCGUCUAUCUUCUCAUCUCCAACUCUCGAAAUGAAGGCGGCGCAGGCAUCACUCCAGGCCAAGGGCAGUGGAAGUAUGUCGAGGCCAUCUUCCCGCUUCACGACAACGCCUUCAACAAGGAAUGGCUGCACAAGUGGAGCAAGAAGUAUGUCCUGGAGCAAUCCGAUCUAGACGAAAUUCGAGACCGGUUUGGUGAGGGCGUUGCCUUUUACUUUGCAUUUCUCAUGGACUACCUCCGCUUCCAGAUAUUCCCCGCGGCUGUGGGCUUUGCCGCAUGGAUGCUGAUGGGCCAAUUCUCCACGUUUUACGCCAUCUGCAGCUGUCUCUGGUCCGUCGUCUUCUUCGAGUAUUGGAAGCGUAAGGAAGCCGACUUGGCCGUCACCUGGGGUGUUCGUGGCGUUUCAAAGAUACAGCACCACCGCCCAGAGUUUAAGUGGGAGUUUGAGAUGGAAGAUUCAGUCACGGGAGAGCCAGUAAAGGUUUAUCCACCUGCCAAGCGGCUACAGACCCAGCUCCUCCAGAUCCCCUUUGCGCUCGUCUGUAUUGUUGUACUUGGUGGGCUGGUCGCUACGGUCAAUUCUCUCGAGAUUUACAUCAACGAAGUGUAUGGUGGUCCAGGAAAGCAGUAUUUGGGUUUCCUUCCCACCAUCUUGCUUGUUGUUCUGACGCCGACCUUUUCCACCAUUCUCAUGACAGCUGCCAAAAGGCUGACGGACAUGGAAAACUAUGACACUCUGGAUGCGCACCACGCUGCUCUGGUCCAGAAGCAGUUCGUACUCAACUUCAUGACAUCUUAUAUGGCCUUGAUCUUCACGGCUUUUGUCUACAUCCCCUUCGGCCAUGUCCUGCACCCGUUGCUCAAUUUCUGGGGCAAGACGGCACAGACACUCACGAUGAGCGAGAAACCAAUGACGACCAGCCAGUUCGAAUCGAACCCUCAGCGGAUUGCUAACCAGAUGUACUUCACCACGGUCACCGCUCAGAUCAUCAAUUUCCUCACCGAAGUCGUCGUGCCCUACGUCAAGCACAAGGCCACUGUCAAGGCCAAGGAACUCUCAGAGAAAGACGCGGUCAAGACCAACGAUCAACCUGACGAAGCUGACUUCCUGAAACGUGUGCGCAAUCAAGCUGGCUUGGAAGACUAUGAUGUCACUGCUGAUUACCGUGAGAUGAUAAUGCAAUUUGGCUAUCUGUCUCUCUUCUCUGUUUCGUGGCCUCUGACAGCCUGCUUCUUCCUCAUCAACAACUGGAUCGAACUUCGAUCUGACGCCUUGAAGAUUAUUAUCGGCUGUCGCAGACCCAUCCCGUGGCGAGCUGACUCCAUCGGACCAUGGCUGACUGCUCUGGGCUUCCUGUCGUGGCUAGGUAGCAUCACCAGCGCUGCCAUCGUUUACCUCUGCAGCGGAGACAGGCAAGCUGGUUCCGGAUCCUACAUCACUGCAGGUGGAGCUCUCCUCAGCAUCCUCCUGGCUGAACAUCUCUAUUUUGCAGCUCAACUCGCCGUGAGGACUGUCAUGGGCAAGGUGGAGAGCCCCGGUCUCCAGCGAGAGCGCAAGGAGCGCUUCCAAUUGAAGAAGAAGCUUCUGGAGGAGACAGUCGGUCACGUUUCGAGCGAAAAGGCUACCGUCGCUGUUCCAGGGGCUGAGAAGACGGAGCAGAUCACGAGAGAGACCCUGGAGGAGGAGGCUCGGCUGGCCUCACUUCAUGGGCAUGGAACACCCGAAGAAAGGUUCUGGCAGCGCCAACGGGGCAUGCAGGACACAAUCUUGGUCGGACGGAAAUUGAUCGCAGAGCAGACUAGUGGUCGGUCUUGA